Messenger RNA from Naegleria fowleri, 1287 nucleotides. RefSeq lists its product as uncharacterized. The transcript has a single exon. The record is from RefSeq and is a predicted model, not a curated record. Gene Ontology annotation, molecular function: mRNA binding. Bases 1 to 1287 code for a protein of 428 amino acids. Lineage: Eukaryota; Heterolobosea; Eutetramitea; Acrasida; Naegleriidae. Gene Ontology annotation, cellular component: cytosol.
AUGUUCUUCAGCAAUAGAACCCAAAGUUCCCGAUAUCAUCGAUCAUCAAAUGAUCCUUCCGUCCAACAACAACAAGGAUCAUCGAUAGCUACUCUCGAUAAAAAUCAUCCCAAGGCAAGAACAUUGUGGAUGGGCGAUCUGGAUGAUUCUAUGGAUGAAGACUAUGUAAAAAAGCUCUUCGGGAGUGAUAUAAGACCUUCUAUUGUUUCCGCAAAAAUCAUUCGGGAUAGAAACACAGGAAAAUCAGCAGGAUAUGGAUUUAUUGAAUUUACAACUGUAGAAAUUGCCAAAGCAGUACUUGAAACAUACAAUGGUAAAACAAUACCCUCACUUCCGAAUAAGAUUUAUAAAUUGAAUUGGACCGCUCAACCUGGAAAUGUUCAUAUGCCGAUGAGCCAUACACCUAAGCCAAUGGGAAAAGACGUCGUUUCUGUUUUUGUUGGAGACUUGGCUCCUGAUGUGGAUGAUUACAUGCUCGAACAGGCUUUUAAAGCUAAAUAUCCAUCUGUGAGAGGUGCUAAAGUGGUGCUGGAUCCAAAAACUAAAAUUUCCAAAGGGUAUGGAUUUGUAAAAUUUGCGGACGAGGAAGAGAUGAUGAGAUCAAUGACAGAAAUGCAAGGAGUUUAUAUUUCUUCCAGACCUGUAAAGAUUCAUCACGCUACAAAUAAUUUUAAAAGUCAAGGAAUGGGAUCAGUUGGAGGAACAACAUCACUUUUUUCUAAUGCCAUCCCUCAAACUUUUGUACCUCAAAUACCUCAAACAACAUCUACAUUAGGAGAUGAGCCAACUACAAUCAUAUCUACUGAUCCAUUGGAGCAAGAAAACACAACUGUUUAUGUCGGAAACUUAACUCCAACUACAGAUGAAAAAGUAUUGAGAGAAUAUUUCCAAGGAUAUGGUCCUAUAACGUCUGUAAAAAUACCGACCAACAGUAAUUGUGGAUUUAUCAAUUUCACUAGGACGGAACAUGCUGAAAGGGCUAUUUUAGAGAUGAACGGUAUUGAAAUUCAAGGUAAUCGAGUAAGAGUAUCCUGGGGUAGGAUGCAUAAAAAGCAGCAAAAUCAAAUGGAUGACGAAACAUUAAAACAACGUCAGCUCCAAGCCGCUGUCACAGCAUUUCAAUUUCAACAACAUCAACUUAAAAGUAUGCACGAGAAAAAGAUGAAAGAAGAGGAAGAAAGAAAAAAGUUAGAAUUUGCAACUAGGUUUAUAAAACCUUUUGACAUUCUUCAAGACAACCAAAAAUUUCUAGAUGAGAACAACUGUAUGGAUGUCGACAUGUAUUAA